Messenger RNA from Dermatophagoides pteronyssinus (European house dust mite), 1577 nucleotides. RefSeq names its product nuclear hormone receptor HR96-like. Gene Ontology annotation, biological process: negative regulation of transcription by RNA polymerase II; cell differentiation; positive regulation of transcription by RNA polymerase II. Lineage: Eukaryota; Metazoa; Arthropoda; Arachnida; Sarcoptiformes; Pyroglyphidae. The record is from RefSeq and is a predicted model, not a curated record. Gene Ontology annotation, molecular function: nuclear receptor activity; RNA polymerase II cis-regulatory region sequence-specific DNA binding.
UACAUUGAAUGAAAAGUAAAACACAAAUAUAAACAAGAAAAAAAAUUAUAUAACGGCAUUCAAUAAGAGGAAAAAACAACUUUUAUAAUAAUAAUCAGCAUCUAUGACGACAAUGGAUUCCACACAUUCACCGUCAAACUUUUCAAUAAAUCAAUUUACUCAUGAAAAAUCCGUGAAUACGUCACAGGAAACAACUACAUCAUAUAAUCCAAACAUCUACCAUCAACAAACCUAUGAUACCUCAGAUUCAUUUGAAUCAUCUAACAGUAAAAAUAUGGAAAUCAACUCAAUGGGAAUGCAAAAUUUAUCCAUGAAUUCGAUGGAGAUUCACAAUCUAAAUCCCAACAGUGUAAAUUUAAACACUGUUUUGCCUACUGCUGAAACAAUGUAUAAUGAUUUUACUGGCAUUGGAGAUAAUUCAACUCCAGCCACAACUCAUAGUAAUUCACCAAGUACAUCAUAUGGUCCUAAUAGUUCAUCAUCGAAAAAUCCUAGUGAAUCUAAUUCUCCAAAUUAUUGCGGAUUAAAUUCAUCUUUAGAUCAAAUAAAAAAAGGAAACAAUCAUAUUAAAGAAUCGAUUGUGUUUGCUGUUUCAAAACUGAACAUGUGUGAUAUACCAUUACGACGGCAAGUAUUUGAAUCAUUGAUCAAUAAACAAGCAGAACAUUCAAGUGCAGAAAAACGAAUACCUGGUUUCAAAGAAUUUUUGGAAAUUGAAAAAUGUAAAACAUUAUAUCCGAUUGAAAAUGAACGUCUUGAAGAAUUGAAUAAGGCCUGUCUUUUGCUUCGAAAUCCAUAUGAACAAAUUGUCAAUACAAAUACACAUCAUUUGACAGAUGCUGUUCAAGUGACCGAAGCCGCUAUACGACGGUUGAUACAAAUGUCGAAUAAAUUGAGCUCUUUUAAUCGUCUAUCACAAGUUGAUAAAAUAGCUUUGCUUAAAAGUUCCAUAAUUGAGAUGUUUUGCAUUCGUGCUACAACUAAUUUCAAUAUUGAAAAUAAUUUUUGGUAUUUCGUUGAUGAUCAAAACAAAGGACUUUCAUUGGUUUCGAUGGAAGUACUUACUGCUGCUCAAAUUAAUUUUCUCUCACAUAAAGAGUUUGCCAUUAAAUAUCAAUCAGAAUUCCGUAAUGAUAAUAUUAUUGCCGAUUUGCUUACAGUCAUAAUCCUAUUCCGGCCAUCAAGAGCAACAGUUUCCGUGUCUAAUAUUGUUCAUGAAGAAUUUCUCAACUAUUGUUAUUUACUACGCCGUUAUCUUCAGGUUAAACAUGAUGGUGAUUCAUGUGCAGCUAAAACAUCAUUUAUAACAUUAAUGUAUCGUCUUGAAGAACUAUUUCAUUUAUCGGAAGAUAUUGUUCGUAUCUAUAUGGACCUUAAUCCACAAAAUGCAGGGCAAUUAUUCGUCGAACUUUUUGAUCUCUCAUGAUUUUUGUUUUCUUUUCUUUAAACAUUCGAAACUAUUAUUUGCAAUUAUCUAUCCAAAUAUCAUCAUAAAUAUCAAAUACUUGAAUAAUAUCAUUGUUUAAUUCCAUAAUCAUCAUCAUUUAUAUAACAAAAUAAAUAAAUAUCCAUUACAC